CCCCAACAUUCCUUUUGUUUAAUUGGUUCUUACAAAUUAUUUUAAUAUAAGGAACCUUCCUUGUUCCUACUUCAAAUUUAAUCACUUUUCUUUGCACAUAAUGCAACUACCAUUUCACUACCUUUUGGUUCUUUAACCAAUUCAUGAAUCAUGCUUUUGCAGCUCAACAAGAUAUAAAGAUUUUUAUUAUAUAGUUUUUUUUUUGUUUUUUUUAAUUUAUCAUCUAUAUAGUUUCUCUCAUUCUUUUCUUUCUCUUCAUCAAAAAUAAAAAUAUGGAUUCUUUUAAACAUAUUUGGGGUGCUCCAGAAGGAUGUAGCAGCAGUGAAUCUGGUUGGACUAUGUAUAUUGAUUCUCCCAUGCAAGAAGAUGAUGCUAGAUGCAGCAAUGAAAAUGAUGGAUAUAAUUAUAAUCAUCAUGAAAUCUACGGCGAAAAAAGUAGGAGAAAGAAGAAAGUUGAUGAAGAUCAAGAAAGCGAUGAUUCGAUGGCUUCUGAUGCUUCAUCCGGUCCAAAGAAUUAUCAAAGUUAUGCUCGCGGUGGACAAGGUAGUCAAGGUAGGUCGGUGUCGAAAAAAGAUCAUAAACAAGAUCAUGGAAGCAAGAGUUGUUCUAAGAAGAAUGGAAAUAAACAAGAGAAGAAACGUGUUGAUAGUAGAAGUAAAAAAUGAUGAAAAUUUUUCAUUGUUCAUUCUUUGUAUAUGAUGUUUGGGAUUUUUGUAACCAUGCAUCUUCAAAAUUUGAAUUUGUUGAUUUGUACUCAUACUUCUCUACUCAUAGGAAAUAUCUCUAAAAUAUUCUUUCAAGUAUUGGAA
Molecule: messenger RNA, 809 nt
Organism: Trifolium pratense (red clover)
Lineage: Eukaryota; Viridiplantae; Streptophyta; Magnoliopsida; Fabales; Fabaceae
Product: protein SOB FIVE-LIKE 4-like
Exons: 1
Coding region: 273-665 (130 amino acids)
Biological process (GO): cytokinin biosynthetic process
Source: RefSeq, a predicted model, not a curated record